This is a messenger RNA of Aureobasidium uvarum, 777 nucleotides long. Lineage: Eukaryota; Fungi; Ascomycota; Dothideomycetes; Dothideales; Saccotheciaceae. The record is from the annotation of a GenBank genome assembly.
AUGGAUACUGCCAUCGACCUCUCGGACGCCAGCAAGGCCCUCGACCUGGCCAACAUCCGCUUCCAGCUCAUACUCGCUGAUAUGUUCCCUCUCAAUCCCUCCAUCUACAAGCCUGGCGCCGUCCGCAUCCCCGACUGCGACUACAGCCUGCUCGACUGGAUGAUCCGCGAGCAGGAACGCUUCCAGUCUCUUGUGCGCCGCUACCAGUCGCCCGACGAGUACCCCUUCUUCCCGGACGCCCUGCAAGAGCCCAUUCUGCAACCCAUCCACUACCCCCAGAUCCUGCACCCAAACGACGUCAACAUCAACGGCAAGCUCAAACACCACUACGCCGAGCACAUCCUACCCGCUGCGUGCAUCAACUAUGGCCGUGAAGAGCGCGGCGAGAACCAGGAGAACUUUGGCUCUGCCGCUACCUGCGACGUGAACUGCCUGCAAGCCCUGUCUCGCCGCAUUCACUUUGGCAAGUUUGUCGCAGAGGCAAAGUUCCAGAAAGAGACGGAACGCUUUGUCGACCUGAUCAAGCGCGAGGACCGCAAGGGUAUUGACGAGGCCAUCACAAAUGCUGCCGUCGAGAAGAAGGUCCUCGAGCGUCUGCGCCUCAAGGCAAAGACCUACGGCACGGAUCCCAGCAUCUCGGCUGGAGAGGCUGAAGAAGCUGCCAAGAUCAAUGUCGAUGCUGUCGUCGCCAUGUACAAAGACUAUGUCAUUCCUUUGACAAAAGAAGUCGAGGUCGACUACCUUAUGCAGCGUCUCAAGAACACUCAAUGGGAGUAA